Plasmodium cynomolgi strain B is the source of this 1038-nucleotide messenger RNA. RefSeq lists its product as hypothetical. Gene Ontology annotation, molecular function: nucleic acid binding. The record is from RefSeq and is a predicted model, not a curated record. The transcript has 5 exons. Bases 1 to 1038 code for a protein of 345 amino acids. Lineage: Eukaryota; Apicomplexa; Aconoidasida; Haemosporida; Plasmodiidae.
AUGAUAUUCAAAAGGUUCUUUCACAAGUACCCCGGGGGGAGCAAAAUCAAAUGCUACAUCGAGAAAAAGAAAAAGAAAAGGAUAGGAGUCAGCCUGUUUCACCAGCCACCGUACUCUAGGAACUCCAAGGGGGUCAUCGAUUGGAGAUACAGUACACCCAAGUCUGGCCACGAAUACUUGUACAUAUACGGAGAAAACACCAUCGAAAUAACGAACCUACCAACUAACCGAACGAAUGAGUAUAUCCAGGAAAGGCUCAGAAAAAGCUUAAACAAAUAUGGCCCUUUAAAAAUAUUAAGAUGCCUAAGUCAUAGAAACGAUCCAUACAUUAACAACAAUAUCUGCUACGCUACCUUUUACAAUAAAAAGGACAUGCAGAAAUGCAUGCGAAAUGUGAAUAUACGAUUACCCCUAUCUCUACAAAGCAAAAUUUUAAAGUUCAAAAGUCUUUAUAAUAACAAGACGAACGAUUACAACUAUUUUUUUAAACAGGACCAUUACAAUUACAGUGUGAUUAAUAUUGCCCUGAAUUUAUUUAAAUAUUUACAAAAUAAUGAAUGCAUUUUAAACGUUAAGGAUAUUUUCAAGCACGUUUUUGAGUACAGUUUUUACCCGCAUAAAAUUAUAACGUCUGGGAUUUCUGUAUACAAAGUUUUUCGCAGCUGGAUACCUUUUUUGGAUUUCUUUGAUUGCUUAUUUUUGAGGAUAAACGAUGGAACGGGUGCUGUUUUUGUUAGUGCGAAGAUUAUGGAUGACCAACAUUUGUGCGUUUACCUGAAUAAUAGGCUGAUCGAACUGAAGAAACGGACGAGCGCGUCGAAUUCCGUGUACUGGCGGCAGGAAGCCUUGCAGCUCCCAGGCGAAAUCGAGAGCAGAAUAAACAACGAACACCCGAAAAAGCUCAAGGAGGAAAUGCAGCUCCUUUCCAAGACGAAGGACUUCUACAAGAUUCAUGAUGAAAGGCACCUAUUCAAGUUGAAGCUGAACAAGGAGAGGAAGGAGAAAAAGAGGUUGCUCAAAAGUAAGGGCGAAAAAUGA